AUGAAUGUAAUAGGGAAUAUUCACCAAGUGGCAUCUGGAGUUGCUUGUGUUCAAAUAGAUGUAAUGAGUUCUCGAAAUGACGUUGAAGGAAAUGUGAUGGAUAAAGGGGCAAUGCUCGUAGCAAGAUUCAGAGCUCUUCUACAGAAUGUGGCUGGUCCAAUGAACAAAGUGAAGAAUAUGUUGCUAGUGUUGGAUGAGAAAAUGACAAAAUUUGUUGAUAUAAUGAGAAGACACUAUCGAGUUAUAGCCAGUUUAUCGAAUCAAUGUAGGAACAUGUUGCAGACACCGUAUACGAAAUGCCUCAAUAUUUUCGAUGAUGCUUAUCUUUUCUGUAAGGACAAAGCUCGGUUCUUCGGAAGUCAUGGAGAUGCAUGUGAUAUGAUACAGAAGACUGCGAAGAUUUGUCACCAAGCGAAAGGAUUCUCAACAGAAGUGUGUUCCCUGCCUGCGGUUAUUGGAAAAGGAGUUAAAGGGGCAGCUGUUCCAUUCUAUUCUGCAUAUUUUCAAGCGAUUGAAUUCGCUGUCAAAAAGAUUUUCUAUGUUCAUAUUGAAGCUGCUAAAUGGGCAUUGAAGAAAGUGAAUCCGGUGAUUGAGGAGAUCAAGAAAGCGAAAAAUAUUCGAGCAGAGUAUCAAUCAGCAGAUGAUGGUAAGCCGAAUGCAGCAGAUGAUACGACGGCGAAUUUGAGAGCAAGUGUCAAGAAAAGUUUGAUGAAUAUUGUGAAUGUAUACAUCCGAAUUAUCAAUGUCAUUUCUUUUAUUCUUCGUUAUUGUGUCAUGCCUUGUUUCCUCAUUUGGCCAUUUGUUUAUACCCUUCGUUUCAUGUACAACUACAGUUACAAUGAUGAGUUCAAAAACCGAUUUCUCACCAAAGAAUUCUACAAAAUCGACCAAGAUUGUGCAUUUCGUGGAGCUCGUAAAGUGAUGCCAUUGACCCCAGAGGAAGCAAAAAUAUAUGUCAGCCGUGGGAGAUGGAAAAUGACAGAACAAGAGAAGCCACGCUUUCGAUUAGACAUUUUCAUCACAAUUAUCACUUGCGUUACUCCAUUUUUCAUGUGUUUGCUGGAUUAUGGAACUUUUACGACGCUCUCGACUGUGCACACUUUGAUGAAUCGAACUAAUAUCGACACACCUGCACAUUACGAGUUGAAAGUGGCUGGAAAUAGUUCGAUGUCUGAAGUUAUGAACGAGUUUCUUGACGUUUUUUCCCCAUUCACACAAAGUAUUCGAGAAAGAGAAACUCGGUGGAGACGUUGUUUCAAGGAACCCAAUCCACCAAAUUAUGCUGAGAAUACGUUGAUGUUCUUGAUGUUUAUCGCUGCUCUGUUCCUUUGUCGAGUUAAAGCAUAUUUUGGAAGACAAACACUCGCAUUGGCUGACCAUUUCUAUCCAAACCGUGUCAGAAUCCGUGCACUCAGCUUGUACAAUAAGAUUUUGCAAAGUCGACGGAAUUUGUUGACUGAAAUGUUGGGGAAUAAUAAGAAAGACUUCAUGGGCGGCGAAGAUGCAAUUAUUCGGAGAUCAAUGCAAAGUCGUGGUUAUUUGAGUUCUGAUUGCACAAAAUGUGACAAAUACGAUAUGAAAAUUACUGAUCAAGAAAAUGUUCGUGUAUGUGUGCAUUGUAGUGCUUUUUACUGCAUUAAUUGCUUCUGUUUGAAUGUUUUCUGUGUAAAAUGCGAUGAAGAAAUGCAGAAUGUCAAUGGAAUUGAGUUGUACUACGAAGAUGAUCAUGAAAUUAUGGAUGAUUCCGACACUUUGUCAAGUGAUAACGACGAAAACGAGCCAGAAAAAGCAUCAUCUGACGAAACGAACACCGCCGUUGUUUGA
Caenorhabditis remanei is the source of this 1824-nucleotide messenger RNA. RefSeq lists its product as uncharacterized. The transcript has 10 exons. Lineage: Eukaryota; Metazoa; Nematoda; Chromadorea; Rhabditida; Rhabditidae. Gene Ontology annotation, cellular component: membrane. Bases 1 to 1824 code for a protein of 607 amino acids. The record is from RefSeq and is a predicted model, not a curated record.